This is a messenger RNA of Rhopilema esculentum, 900 nucleotides long. The record is from RefSeq and is a predicted model, not a curated record. Lineage: Eukaryota; Metazoa; Cnidaria; Scyphozoa; Rhizostomeae; Rhizostomatidae.
AUGGCGGACAACAAUCUGAGUGCAGAUUUGCACCAAAUUGCAAAAAAGAUACUGAGAGGUCGUUAUGACAAAAUAGCUGCUGCAGUUUGGAGGCAUGAUGCUCUCAGAAAGCACAUAGUUGCCAUAUUCUCUAAAGAGAUUAACAGAGAAUGUGAACGGAUGUGCCAAUUAAAGCUAGAACCAAGCAUAUUGAGGAUGUCACCAAAAGACGACAUGCUGGCAUUUUCAUUUAAAAAGGUUGACGAAGAAUUAAGUGCCAAAGCCCCUCUUCUAAGAACUGUGCUCAUGGCAGCCACCUUACGCCGUUCAAAAUCACCAGACAUUAAUGGUAGAUGGUUGCCUAUUGUUUCAACUGCUGCUGCAGUUUGUUUUAAGGGAAGAAGUAAAUUCCUUACAGCUAUGCAACUUCUUAUCUCAACAAUUGUCCAGCACUCUUCUUACUCUGCAAGUAAAAUUGUUUGGCAUGAGACACUAUGUCUCAUGGUUUCACACAAAUAUUUUAAUCGGAAAUUGGAUGAAUUUGGACAUGACCAUGACAAGGCCAUCAAGCAGAAAAUUGAAAACAAAGUCAAUGCAAUAAAGCAAAAAGUCGAAGUUCUGCCAAGUUAUUUAGAUCAUGUGCUUCAGCAAAAGCAUUACAUUUACUUAGUUGCAAGAAUAAUAACAAAGUAUGCCCCAUGUCUACAGUUUCUCCAGAAAUCUGUACCAAAGCACAUUCCUCACCCAUAUAGCAAUGAGAUGACACAGCAGACCAACACUACAUUCCUUGGAGUCAUUUAUGAAAACGAGAAUUUUUCAGAGGGCAUUGUUAAAGUCCUACAGGAUUUACAGCAGUACCAGCCAGCCUGUGGAGAAUGAGAGGAAAAAAUAUAUAUGGCACCCAAGGCAUGCAAGCUGACC